AUGAAGAUGAAGGGUUUAAUGGAACGCUUCCUCACGCGGAAUAUUCGAGAGCCGCCUGAAAACGGACAUCAAUACAGUAAAAUUGAUGUGGAUACAAUCCCUUUCAUCAGUCUCCACGAGCACACUGACGAAGCUGACACAUUUGCCGAUUCGCUAAGUCAUAAGUUGGAUAUCAACGAUACAGCUUCGAUUAAUACGGAAACGCAAAGUGAUGGUUCGUCGAUCAUCACCAGAAGUCGCCGAAGAACGUCGACUUUUCUUCCAUUUUAUGAAGAUCCGAAUGCAAUAAAGCCAGAGUUUAACUGUUUUCCACAAAACUCGGAUCUCCCAUUUUGGAAGGAAACCCAAAGAAGAAUAUUUUCAUGGACAACUGGAGAUGACGACAAUCAGAUCUCGCCAGAAACAGAAAAGUCGAACCAAAUGAUUUACAUGGCUGGAUUGGUGGAUGCAAUGUUAGAAGAAGCUCGAUGGAGAUGUCAAGUGGCGUCCGAUCCAGAAACUGCCGAACUACUGGCUGAGAUUGACGCCGAUUAUCGCUGUGGUUUAAUUACUUCACCUAACAACUUGAGUGGAACAAGUGAUCUUACUUUGACGGAAGAACGCGAGGAAGAUGAGGUUCGAGCUACUGUCGUCGAUAAUGGAACCUUCUACAUUAAUCGAAAUCCCAACUCAAGCAAAAGUGUGACAAGUGUUCGAUCAAGUACUUGUGGUGUAGAUGACGUUGUUUUGAAAAGAGACGUUGGAAUGACCACAUCCGAUCUUGUCACACAAGCCAUCGAAUGUUUCAUUUCAAGAAAUGAGGUCAGUGAUGCACAUGUGAAGAAAUGGAUGAACGAUGUAUUGGCAAUGCCCGAAAAAUUACUUUCUGAUGAUUCAACGACUACAAAUUUUGAUCCACCAACCCUCAACAAAUUAUGCGAUAUCUGGAUUUUCAAUCUACAUCCCACACACAAUAUCAAAGAUCUCCUCGAUGAGCAAGGAUGGAGAUGUGCGGAUUGUGGGAAGAAAAUCACUGGUGAAUACACAAAACGAGUUAGAUAUUGUGAUUAUUAUGGUCUUCUUUUUUGUCAGUGCUGCCAUCAAGGUGCAAAAAUGAAGAUUCCUGCGAGAGUUCUACAUCUUUGGAGCUUCAAAGAAAUGCCAGUCUCGGACAAAGCUUUCGCUUUCAUUUCACAGACACAUAAUCAACCGGUCAUUCACAUCAGACAUCUUGCUCCAAAGUUGAUCGAGCGAAUUAGGAUACUACGAACAGUGAUCACUCUUCGAGAAAAGAUCUCUCAUAUGUGGAAUUACAUUCAAACAUGUAUGGAUGCUGAAGAAACGGUGACAAGGAUUGGAAAUCUUCGAUCCAUGUUCUCAUCUCUUGAUCGACACUUGUUAUGCGAAGAAUCGGAUCUCUUUUCGCUCUCCGAUUUGGAGAAAGUCUACAAUGGGGAGCUCGUCAACCUUUUGGAGCCAAUUGUUCAAUACGGGAAAUGUCACAUUGAAAAGUGUGAGAAAUGUCGGGCGCAGGCAUUUGUCUGCUCUCUUUGCAACAACGACUCCGAUCUUCUCUUCCCCUUUCAGAUGGAACGUGUGGCCCGCUGUGAACAAUGUGGUUCUCUGACACAUAUGAAAUGCGAUGUGAAAAGGCGAAAAGCUGAACAAUCAUGCCCAAAAUGUACACGAAUCGAUCAAGCUAGAAAGUUGGAUGAUUAUACGAAAGAAUUAGACACGACAACGACGUCGCAUCAUCAGCGUUCAAGACGAUCUCGUAGCGUGAAUUCAAAAAAACGCAAAAAUAUUCAAUUACUUCCUUAUCGAUUUGCCUUCAUAUUUAGCACAACAUAUUUCUUUCAACUGAUUUGUGAUAUUCCCAAAUUUUGU
Messenger RNA from Mesorhabditis belari, 1866 nucleotides. The record is from the annotation of a GenBank genome assembly. Lineage: Eukaryota; Metazoa; Nematoda; Chromadorea; Rhabditida; Rhabditidae.